Molecule: messenger RNA, 1986 nt
Organism: Stylonychia lemnae
Lineage: Eukaryota; Ciliophora; Spirotrichea; Sporadotrichida; Oxytrichidae
Source: the annotation of a GenBank genome assembly
AUGCAUUUCAUUGAGCAGUUUCAUGUAGAUUAGUACAAAGAUUUGGCAUAUAAAGGUGAUCUACUAAAGAUGGGCAGUAGAACUUUUUGUUGGAGACUGUUCUUAGGACUUAUCCCUGAAGAGAAAAAUUUCUACAAGUGGGUUGAAUCAAUUAGAAAUGAAAGACAAAUUUUCUAUAAAAAGUCCUAGGAGCUUAGAAUAACAAAGAAUGGAGACUUAGAUCCUAAGAUAUUCAAUCCCUUAGCUGUGCAUACUGAAAAUAAUCCAUGGAAUAAUAUGUUUAAGGACAAAGAAAUGAGAGAAUUGAUCACUCAAGAUAUUGAAAGAACAAGUCAAGAAUACGAUUUCUUCCAAUAGAAAAAAGUUAAAGAUAUUCUAAUUGGAAUGCUAUUUUUAUGGGCAAAAGAAAACUAAGAGACUUAGUACAAGCAAGGAAUGAAUGAGUUAUUAGCUAUAGUAGUAUUUGCUUUCUUUGCUGAGAGAAUGGUAGCUAAAAAGGAUUACGACUAGAUGGACAUUGAGUCUAUUGCUUCUAACUCAGAUGAUUUGAUAGGGUUUAUCUUUGAUUCAAGACAUACGUUUGCAGAUAUCUAUUCAACAUUCGAUUGUAUUUUGCAGUAUGGAGUUAAAAAUCUUUACUCUGAUACAAAAGAUAUUACCGUGUUAAGAAAGGAAUUGUUUAAGGAACAUGAUGAGCCAAAGAAUAUGGAUUCUAAGCACUUAUUUGAAUGGAAAUAGAGACGAGAAUUCGAAGAAAAAAAGAUCAGAGCCAAACUUGAGAAAGCUUAUGAAUAAGAAAAAUCAAAGUCUGUUAUAAUGAAGAAAUGCAAUAGAAUAUAUCACGAAUACUUGAAGUAUAUUGAUGGGAAAUUAUACAAUCAUUUGAUGGAAAAUUAAGUAACACCUGAACUUCAGCUAAUGAGAUGGCUAAGAUGUGUACUGAGCAGAGAGUUUACUAUAGAAUUCACACUAAUGUUUUGGGACUUUAUCUUUGCUGGAAUAGAAUCUAAACACAAGCUUGACCCGAAAUCCAAAACUUCUGAAUUUCUAGCGAUUGAAGACGAUCCUCUUGCAUUUCAUGAUUACUUAUGUGUAGCGAUGAUCCUUAACUUAAAAUCAGACUUACUUGAAAGUGAUUUCUCAAUGUGCCUAGCCAUGAUGCUUAAUUACCCUGAACCUUAGGUACCAGAGAACUUGCUGAGAUAUGCUCUCAAGAUAAAAGAAAAGAUCAAAGAAAUGUCGUAGUACAAUCCAAAUGAGGCUGAGUAUCGUCAGAGAGCUAUGUAACAAUAACAACAAUAGCAGUAACAGUAAUAAUAACAGUAAUAGCAACAAUAGUAAAGUUUGAAUUCAUCCUAAUCUAAUUAAAACCUUCAGAGCCUGUAAUCUCAGUUGUUUCUAAAUCCAUUAGCUUAAAAUUUAUCUGGAGGUAUCUAAUCUUAAAAGACAUUGUCUACGAAUAAAAACAGCUAAGGCACUAAUGCAAAUAUCAAUAAAAACAGCAAUAAUUCUUAAUACUAUAGUCAAAGUUCAUAUUAAAGUUAAAACAGUAGCAUGCUCAAAGAUAGUGAUGUACUUAACCCAUAUCUUAGUCACUACAAUGAUGAUAGCAAAUCUAAAUCAAAGUUUCCAUUUAUCUCUCCUUUAUCUAACUUCUCAGUUAGCAAGGAUAAUAAAACAUAAGCUAAAGAAGAUAAAAAGAAGAUGCCUCCUGUUUAAUAAAGUGCUAUUGCAACUUCUAUUAAAUAUUAACCAACUACGGUAUUUGAUCCCUUAAGAGCUAAUAUGGAUAGUACUUCCUCGAACGGUAAUUCAGAUUAAAUCAGAAAGAAAAACGAAUAGGUUCAACAGGCGAUUUAGAAAUUAAACAAUGUAGAUAACUAUGUAGAGCAACUAUGGAAUAAAGUAGAAGAAAAUGAAUUGUCUAAGAUUCUAACAGAACUUAGAGAAGCAAUAAAUAUUCUUAAUUAGACUUAAAGUAAUUGA